AUGGCAUCAGGUUACAGAUUCCAUGCCAACCGUGUUGGGGAAGACGACAACGCGACGGCGGUGUGGUGGGACAUCAACAGGUGUCCGGUUCCCCGUGAUUGUAACCCUUCGGAUGUCCGUCCGAAGAUAGAAUCAGCCUUGAACAAGUUAUGUGGUCCUGGUCCAGUCACCAUCUUUGCCAUGGGCGACCUACACCUCAUCCCUCGUGAAGAGCUCGAAGCGCUCUCUAACUCUCAAAUCCUCUUGAAACAGACUGAGUCGGGCUUAGAUGAGAUCUUUAUAGAUUUUCAUGUCUGGGCCAAAGAUCAUCCACCUCCCUCUAGGAUGAUGUUGAUCUCUGGUCCAGGGGUGAGUAUCCAUAGUUUUAUUCCCUCUUUUGAAAGAGACGGCUACACAUUUAUCAGAUGCUAUCCAUACAAGCAUGCCCCAUUUCUUUGGGAAAACAUAAUGGGUUCUUCUCUACCGGGAACACUUGAAGUUGAUGAUGAAACAAACACUCACCAGACAUGUGUAUGGUGGGAUAUCGAUAGCUGUCUUGUUCCCAAAGACUGUAACCCUUCUUCCAUACGUGGCCGCAUAAGAACGGCCUUGGACAACAUGUCUGUUAAUGGUCCACUCAACAUCUACUGCAUGGGCGACAUGAGAAACAUCCCUCGUAAAAUCAAGACAGCCAUCUCAUCCUCUGGUGUCUCUAUGAUACACCAUGACUUCGGCAUACAUCAGAUUUAUUCUCAAUUGCAUCGCUGGACCAUGGAUAAUCCACCGCCUGCUACGAUGAUGCUCAUAUCAAAUGAGGAGGUGACUUUUCAUGAGAAUCUCUAUGAGUUUGAAGCUCGUGGAUACAGAAUUAUUCGGUCAUAUCCAACCCAUGACAAAUCUUCUCAAGGCAUUCGCUGGGAAAGCAUAGUGAAAGAGAGAGAGGCUAUUAUGAUGGGUAGAGAGAGGGAGAAGAAGAAGAAGGAGGAGGAGGAGACAGGUGAACCUUCCUUGUAUUGUGAAGCUCCCUGGUAUUGCUCACUCUGCGAAUUUUCCAGCGAUGACUAUAUCUCAUUCUCGAAGCAUCUUGACAGUAAAGAUCAUAGGAUUGCGGUGAGAGGAUCAUUCCCGAUCACUGACAUGAACGACCUGGAGGAUCUGAAGGACCUGACCCUGAAGGACCCUGAAGGACCUGACGGAGGUGAACAAGGGUGA
This is a messenger RNA of Microthlaspi erraticum, 1191 nucleotides long. NCBI's taxonomy places the organism in Eukaryota, Viridiplantae, Streptophyta, Magnoliopsida, Brassicales, Brassicaceae. The record is from the annotation of a GenBank genome assembly.